CAGACAUUCAGCUCUUCUGAAGAGUUUCUGUUUAAUCCUGAUAUUGUUGGAAAUCAUGUAGACGAGAGGAUCAGACCUGAUCAGAAGCUCACACAAGACUCGAUUCAUCAAAACAGCUGAUUGUGUGUCUCAAUAACCCGUGACAUCCAGACAGCACGGUCACAGACACAGAGAUGACAUCGACCACACCUCAUUUUGGUCUUGGCUCCGCCCAUCAGAAAGUAUGUCACUCGCAGACGCAGACAGAUAUUUUAAAGCCUCUGAUGGCAGGAGUGGGACACGGGAGUCAGGCGAAGCGUCUGAGGCGGGUGUUAUCCAAAGAUGGGCGGAGCAAUGUGCACAUCGAACACGUAAGCGGGCGUGGAGCUCUGUACCUGCGUGACCCCUGGACCACCUUUGUAGAUAUGCAGUGGAGGUACAAGCUGGUCCUGUUCAGCGCCACAUUUGUGGGCACCUGGUUUACCUUCGGUCUGCUGUGGUACCUGCUGGCAUGGGUGCAUGGAGACCUGUUGGAGUUUAAUCCACCGGCCAAUCACAGCUUGUGUGUGAUGCAGAUGCAGACGCUCACCGGUGCAUUCCUCUUCUCGCUGGAGACGCAGACCACCAUAGGUUACGGCUUCCGCUGCAUUACUGAAGAAUGUCCAUCUGCGAUAGUCCUGCUCAUCAUUCAGCUCCUCAUCACCACCGCUAUGGAGAUCUUCAUCACAGGAACUUUCCUCGCCAAGGUGGCUCGACCUAAGAAGCGCGGUGGGACGAUAUGCUUCAGUCAGCAUGCUGUUGUAACCAAUCACAAUGGCCUGCCGUGCUUGAUGAUAAGAGUCGCCAACAUGCGUAAAAGUCUGCUGCUGGGCUGUCAGGUGACUGGAAAACUUUUACAGCCGUGUCUUCCUAAAGAAGGAGAAGCGGUGCGUUUGGAUCAGAGGAACGUGAAGUUCAGUGUGGACACAGCCAGUGAAAGUCCAUUCCUCAUCGUUCCUCUAACCUUUUACCACAUCAUAGAUGAUGACAGCCCACUGAAAACCUGGACAGCCAAGGGUGGUGGUUGGAUAGAUUCAGAUCUGAUGGACUUUGAGCUGCUGGUAAUGAUGAGUUCAACAAUAGAGCCAACGUCAGCCACCUGUCAGGUCCGGACCUCUUACCUGCCCGAUGAGAUUCUGUGGGGCUAUGAGUUUCAGCCCGUCGUCUCUCUUUCACCGAAGGGCAAAUACGUUGCAGACCUCACGUACUUUGACAAAAUGGUGAAAACCAAGACCUCCUCCUUUUUCAGUCAGUCCACAUCCAAAAGACCUGACGGUUACCAUGGAGACAUCAGAGAAACGGACCCGGAGAAGAUGCAACUGGAGCAAAGUUACAGAGAGAGAGCUGAUGAGAAACAGACAGACAGAGAGAAGAGUCCAGUUAGUGUGAAAAUCAGUAAUGUCUAACACACACACACACACACACACACACACACAUGCACACAUACAUGCACAAACACACACAUGCACGAACACACACGCACACGUGCAUGCACAGCAUAAGGGAAAUGAAAUCUCUAGGAAAUCAGAAUCAGUUCAUACAUUGAUUAUCUAGUUUAGCGGUUCUCAACUGGUUUCGCUUCAUAAGCUUUUACAAUGAAUUUUACAAUGUACAACAAACGUCAAUCAAACAGAGCACAAUUGAGCAAUUUGUUCAUCGUGCAAAAGUAAAAUCCAGAAGAACUGCUGCAUUCACAACAUAAUCAAUAUCAGAUCAUAUUUACACUCUAAAAAAUGCUGGGUUGUUUUCAAUCCAACAUUGGGUCAAAAAGGGACAAACAGAGCCUUUGGGUUAAAUUAUCCCAGAAAAUGUUGAUUUUUGACCCAACGAUGCACUGUCAGAAAUAAAGUACAAAACUGCACCUUUUCUGUUGCUGGGGUGAUACCUAAUGUUCUGUUUUGCAUCUUUACAGGUAUACAAAACAUAUUACAAUGUUGUACCUUUGGGUGCAUUACUGGAUUGUGUACCUUAACAUUUAACUCGUACACAAUAGGGGUAUAAUAUUGUACCAGAAAAGGUGUAAUUUCAAUGUUUAUAAAGGUACAAAAUGAACCUUUGAGGAUAUCACCCCAGUGACAGAAAAGGGAAAAAGCUUUGUACUUUUUAUCUUACAGUGUGAGUUAAAACAACCCAGCAUUUUGUGUUGAAACAAUCCAGCAUAAGUUUAAUUACUGUACAAUCUAACUGGUUGGGUUCGUCCUUUUUUGACCCAACGCUGGGUUGAAAAUAAAAAUGUACUCCUGCUGUCAUAGAGCAUUCAUCCUUAUUCUGUUGAACAUUUUAAACUUUAUGAAACUAGAAAAGGAAAUGUUGAAAAAUAAUUUUGGAGGCAUUGAUAUGAUAUACCGGUACUCUUUUAAAACAGCACUUUAACGAUUCGCUUAUGCACAGUUUUGAUAAGCUAAUAUGAACAUUUUAAAUGUGAAUAAAUGACCAGACCCAAAACAUGCAAUUGGACAUAGAGGUGCCCGAAUC
This is a messenger RNA of Paramisgurnus dabryanus, 2493 nucleotides long. RefSeq names its product potassium inwardly rectifying channel subfamily J member 10b (gene kcnj10b). Gene Ontology annotation, molecular function: inward rectifier potassium channel activity. Gene Ontology annotation, biological process: regulation of monoatomic ion transmembrane transport; potassium ion import across plasma membrane. Gene Ontology annotation, cellular component: plasma membrane. NCBI's taxonomy places the organism in Eukaryota, Metazoa, Chordata, Actinopteri, Cypriniformes, Cobitidae. The record is from RefSeq and is a predicted model, not a curated record.